Felis catus (domestic cat) is the source of this 8811-nucleotide messenger RNA. RefSeq names its product glutamate ionotropic receptor kainate type subunit 3 (gene GRIK3). Gene Ontology annotation, biological process: modulation of chemical synaptic transmission; synaptic transmission, glutamatergic; monoatomic ion transport. The transcript is spliced from 16 exons. Gene Ontology annotation, cellular component: postsynaptic membrane; plasma membrane; presynaptic membrane. Gene Ontology annotation, molecular function: transmitter-gated monoatomic ion channel activity involved in regulation of postsynaptic membrane potential; kainate selective glutamate receptor activity. Lineage: Eukaryota; Metazoa; Chordata; Mammalia; Carnivora; Felidae. The record is from RefSeq and is a predicted model, not a curated record. Bases 92 to 2851 code for a protein of 919 amino acids.
CCUCGGGGGCUGCUGCGCGCCCGCGCCUAGAGCUGCCGCCCCAGGGAGCCCGCCACGGCCGCGCCCCGGGCACGCUCGGCGGCGCCCAACGAUGACCGCUCCCUGGCGGCGCCUCCGGAGUCUGGUUUGGGAAUACUGGGCCGGGCUCCUCGUGUGCGCCUUCUGGAUCCCGGACUCGCGCGGGAUGCCCCACGUCAUCCGGAUCGGAGGAAUCUUUGAGUAUGCAGAUGGCCCCAACGCCCAGGUCAUGAAUGCUGAGGAGCAUGCCUUUCGAUUUUCUGCCAACAUCAUCAACAGGAACAGGACUCUGCUGCCCAACACAACCUUGACCUAUGAUAUCCAGAGGAUUCACUUUCACGACAGCUUCGAGGCCACCAAAAAGGCCUGUGACCAGCUGGCACUGGGGGUGGUGGCCAUCUUCGGGCCGUCACAGGGCUCCUGCACCAACGCGGUCCAGUCCAUCUGCAAUGCCCUGGAGGUGCCCCACAUUCAGCUACGCUGGAAGCACCACCCACUGGACAACAAGGACACCUUCUACGUGAACCUCUACCCCGACUACGCCUCUCUCAGCCACGCCAUCCUCGACCUGGUCCAGUACCUCAAGUGGCGAUCGGCCACCGUGGUCUAUGACGACAGUACAGGGCUCAUCCGACUGCAGGAGCUCAUCAUGGCCCCAUCGAGGUACAACAUUCGCCUGAAGAUCCGCCAGCUGCCCCUUGACUCCGAUGACUCACGCCCCCUACUCAAGGAGAUGAAGCGGGGCCGUGAAUUCCGCAUCAUCUUCGACUGCAGCCACACCAUGGCCGCCCAGAUCCUCAAGCAGGCCAUGGCCAUGGGCAUGAUGACGGAAUACUACCACUUUAUCUUCACCACUCUGGAUCUAUAUGCGUUAGACCUGGAGCCCUACCGCUACUCAGGGGUGAACCUGACAGGGUUCCGGAUCCUCAACGUGGACAACCCCCAUGUCUCGGCCAUCGUGGAGAAGUGGUCCAUGGAGAGGCUGCAGGCGGCUCCCCGGGCAGAGUCCGGCCUGUUGGACGGAGUGAUGAUGACUGACGCGGCCUUACUGUAUGAUGCCGUCCACAUCGUGUCUGUGUGCUACCAGCGGGCACCCCAGAUGACCGUGAACUCCCUGCAGUGCCAUCGGCACAAGGCCUGGCGCUUUGGCGGCCGCUUCAUGAACUUCAUCAAGGAGGCUCAAUGGGAAGGAUUAACUGGACGGAUUGUUUUCAACAAAACCAGUGGCUUACGGACGGAUUUUGAUCUGGACAUCAUCAGCCUGAAGGAGGACGGCCUGGAGAAGGUUGGGGUGUGGAGUCCUGCGGAGGGGCUCAACAUCACGGAGGUCGCCAAAGGCCGAGGCCCGAAUGUCACCGACUCUCUGACGAACAGGUCCCUCAUCGUCACCACCGUGCUGGAGGAGCCCUUUGUCAUGUUCCGGAAGUCCGACCGGACCCUGUUCGGGAAUGACCGCUUCGAGGGCUACUGCAUCGACCUGCUGAAGGAGCUGGCCCACAUCCUCGGUUUCUCCUACGAGAUCCGGCUGGUGGAGGACGGGAAGUACGGGGCACAGGACGACAAGGGCCAGUGGAACGGCAUGAUCAAGGAGCUCAUCGACCAUAAGGCAGAUCUGGCCGUGGCCCCCCUGACCAUCACCCAUGUCCGCGAGAAGGCCAUCGACUUCUCCAAGCCCUUCAUGACACUUGGUGUGAGCAUCCUGUAUCGAAAACCCAAUGGCACCAACCCUAGUGUCUUCUCCUUCCUCAACCCGCUGUCCCCAGACAUCUGGAUGUACGUGCUCCUCGCCUACCUGGGUGUCAGCUGUGUCCUCUUUGUCAUUGCCAGGUUCAGCCCUUACGAGUGGUACGAUGCACAUCCCUGCAACCCUGGCUCCGAGGUGGUGGAAAACAACUUCACUCUGCUCAACAGCUUCUGGUUCGGCAUGGGGUCCUUGAUGCAGCAAGGGUCGGAACUGAUGCCCAAAGCCCUGUCCACGCGCAUCAUCGGCGGCAUCUGGUGGUUCUUCACGCUCAUCAUCAUCUCCUCCUAUACGGCCAACCUGGCCGCCUUUCUGACCGUGGAGCGCAUGGAAUCUCCCAUCGACUCUGCUGAUGACCUGGCCAAGCAAACCAAAAUCGAGUAUGGGGCUGUCAAAGACGGGGCCACCAUGACCUUCUUCAAGAAAUCCAAGAUCUCCACCUUUGAGAAGAUGUGGGCCUUCAUGAGCAGCAAGCCCUCGGCGUUGGUGAAGAACAACGAGGAAGGCAUCCAGAGGACCCUGACGGCCGACUAUGCGCUGCUCAUGGAGUCCACGACCAUCGAGUACGUCACCCAGAGGAACUGCAACCUUACCCAGAUCGGGGGCCUCAUCGAUUCCAAGGGCUACGGCAUUGGCACACCCAUGGGCUCCCCGUACCGGGACAAGAUCACCAUUGCCAUCCUGCAGCUGCAGGAGGAAGACAAGCUCCACAUCAUGAAGGAGAAGUGGUGGCGAGGCAGCGGGUGUCCCGAGGAGGAAAACAAAGAGGCCAGCGCCCUGGGCGUCCAGAAGAUCGGGGGCAUCUUCAUCGUCCUGGCCGCCGGGCUGGUCCUGUCCGUGCUGGUGGCCGUGGGCGAGUUUGUGUACAAGCUCCGCAAAACAGCGGAGCGAGAGCAGCGCUCCUUCUGCAGCACCGUAGCCGAUGAGAUCCGUUUCUCCCUCACCUGCCAGCGUCGGGUCAAGCACAAGCCGCAGCCUCCCAUGAUGGUCAAGACUGACGCUGUCAUCAACAUGCACACAUUCAACGAUCGCCGGCUUCCGGGCAAGGACAGCAUGGCCUGCAGCACACCAUUGGCCCCUGUAUUCCCCUAAGCACAGGUGGGGUGGGGACCGAAGGCCUGGGGGCAGGGCGGAGGAAAGCAAAGGAGACUGGAAGGCACCUCCCCCGUGCCCACACUGGGCUUGGGGACCAGGGCCGUUGCCUGCCUGCUGGGCCAGGAGCCUUCUGCCCUUACCUACCAGGAGACCAGCAGGCCCCCACUUGCCUCUCAUUUCUUCUGUGGGUUUCUAAAGCUGCCAGCCGAGACAGCCAAGGCCAAAGGAAGCACAUGCCUCUCAGGCCAAACUCACCUGCCCCUCAAUUCUCCUCAACAGUCAGAAGUUCCUACCACGGCCCUGCAGAGGCCAAAGAAAAUGAGAAACAGCUCUUAUAUUGCCACUCUUUCCCCAUGAGCCCAGGCCUCCUGGGCCUUGACCGUGAGACCAGAGACAAACCUUGGGUACUUCAAGGGUUGUAGUGUGGCAGCCAUUGGGAGCUGAAGACGGGAUGGCCACCCCCCACGUCUUGAGCAGAAGGAAGACCUUCACCCUCAGAGGCUGUUCACAUAGUCCUGGUCUCAGGCAGCCCCCAUCUUUGCAAAGUUGAAGGCAGAAAGCCCCAUAGAGAAAAAGAGGAGUUUGCGGUAUGGGAGAGAGGAGAAUGCACAGAGGCCGCCAUCUUGAAUUCUUAUGGACAAUGUCCAGUGGCUCCCAUUCCUCAAGGAGGUCUCCAGGAGUAUAAAGUGGGGGGGGGGGAGUGGUCAGAGCAAAUUUUCUUUCUGGCCCGAGGGUAGAGGCCCCCCUGAAUCUCUCACAAAGGAUGACCAGAGAUUCAGUCAGUAUUUGAAGCCAGAAGAACAAUGGAUUCCAUGGAAAUCCCACAGGCCCUUGAGCCAUUGGGUCUCAUUUUGCUGGUCACUGGGCUGUUUUCUAAACCCUAGUGGCAUUUGAGAGCUUGGGCGCUUCACCAUCUACUCAUCAGCAACUCUCCCUUCCUGGCCAACUGACCUUGACCUCCUUCUGUCAUCUCGGAAGGAGAAGAGAAGCCUAGGUUGAAGUGAACGUCGUCACCCCUCCUCAAAAGAAGGAUCACAGUCCUGCUGCACAGGCUAACUUUGGGGUAGAUGGGGAAAGCCAGACGGUCCCUAAAGAACUCUUGGUGUCCUGGGCUUGCCAAACCUAAAGAUGCUCCCCGGUAAAAGAAAGUUUUCAGGGACAGAAUAUCAGAGCUCAUAGAGGCCCCAAGAACGGUGAAAGAAAAGCUGCCUCCUGGAUAAUUAACCAAAGACCCCACACAGAGACACAGGCCAUCUUGGCCCCAGUCUCUUGUCCAGAGCAGCUUGGACUUCGUGGGGUUGGGGGGUACAGCAAAGAAAUAGUCGCAGAUGGGCUCACAGUCGGGUGGACCAGAUGAUCUGUGGGUUCCAGCUAGGUAGAAUGGAUGCUCUAGAAGUCUUACGAUUCUAGAAAAGGAAUGAGAUGUGGAAGGGUUAGGAGCAAAGUGUCCUUAAAGAGAACAUGAUGGGGCCAGCAGGGCUUCCCAUUGCCGAGGGCAGAGGGCAGUCUCUGAGCAGGGGAGGGAGGGCUGGAGGUUCCGGACAGGGACCCAGAAGACACUAGUCACCGCCCUUCCUCCUCUGUCUUUUUUCUGCUCGGGGAGUCUGGUUAGGGAAGAGCUCCAUUGAGAUCUCGAGGGCCUUCUCAGUCGGGGUUAAGGGUAACCUCCAGUCCCACCCCCCAGGGACUCCCAAAGCAGGAGAGUGCAGUUGACUCGUGAUUAAUACUGUUCCUCCUCCAAGCUGUGAAGCUUGCAGGACCAGACCAGCUGGCUCCCGCAAUCCCCGCAGCUCCAACAGGCUGUGCGCUUGGGAGGCGGGAGAAGGGAGCUGGAUGUGCGGCAUCGCCAACACGUAAUGACAGGAAAAGCCAUGCUGUCGUGAGCUUCCAUGUGUAGGAGUGUGUGUGUGCGUGCAUAUAUGUGUAUCUUUGUGUGUGCGUGAGCUUUAGGGGCUGGGGCCGAAGGACAGAUUUGGACGUCUCACAGAGCCCAGGGCACGAAAUGAACACAAUCCCUGGGUUCUGACGUGUGUGUGCACACAUGUGUGUGCAUUUGGGAUGAGGGAGACAGAUCUGGACAAGCAGCAGAGCCCCCAUACAAGAAGCCAUGUCUUAAUGGGGUUCUGGUGAGUAUACAUAUGUGCACACGCGUGCACGAGUGGGUAUGCUUAUGUGUGCGUGUGUGUGUGCACGUGCGUGCACAUUUAUGCCCCAGUGGCAGAGGUUGGAGGACAGGAUAGAACCCGGAGCAUCGCCAAAUGUUGAAAAGGAGAAGCCAUGUCAUCAAGGGGUGCACGUGGGUGUGCGUGGGGGCUCGUGUGUGCAGCAGAGAGCAGGAGGGAGGACAGAAGCAGACAGACGGCCGGCACAGCUCAGUGCAUGUACGCAAGAAGCCAUGCGGAACUGGAGUUUCUCAGUGUUGGGGGGAACAUGCUCGCACACGUGUGUUCACACUGACACAUGUGCUCCCAGCUCGCAGCAGAAGCACAGAUGGACAGUCAGCAAGGCAGGGAACCAGGGUCUAUUUGCACUUCUGUUGUGGGGGAGAGAUCGUCGGUCACAAGGAUCUGUCGACAUCGUGUGCUCUUGGGUAUGACGCUCCGUGAACGUGCCGUGUGCUUCUGGGGCCGCGCGCAUACGUGGACUGGCGGGGGGAGAAAGAAAAGUGGCAUGGGCUGGGAAGAGGCUUCAUCGGUGGCGUGAACAGUCGUGGGCAUCAGAGGCACCAUUCCAUCGGGAACCCCCCCCUCCCCCAGAAAGUACUUAAGUGAUAGGGGUGACAAUGCUGCCCGACUCCGCCUCCCACUCAAGCCUUAUGUCCAUGUGUGCGGCGAAGGUGCAGACUCCGGCUGGUGCCCUCUGGCUUCGAGGCCAGCCCAGUGUUCAAAGUGCAGUGGAAACCGCUUCUGCCCAAGCGUGAGCUGUCGUCUCUCCCGGGGCAGAAGAGGUGCCGGGUGGCACUUCUGGGGCAGAAGGUUUUCCCGUGGAGGCGGACCAAGAGGAAGUCAAGACUGGGCCCGCCCUGCCAGCAGGUGCACCCCGGGGCUGCAGAGCGUGCCCGUGGGCACGCCCACACGCGGUGGCACUGAUGGAAGCGUAAAAGCUGGCUUUGACGGCACGGAAGACGGGACUCGCGCGAGCACCUGCCGGACCGCCCUCGUCUGGCCCCACACGCCUUCCCUUCACAGAAGACUGACCCCCGCCUUUCACCCGCGUCUCCCACCUGCCAUGCCAGUGCCUCCUCUCAGCCUGCUCAGCCUGGCCAAACUGAGGGGCCACCCCUCCCCAGCCACCCUGGGGAUUUGGGACGAUGAGCCCUCCUCCUCUCUCUCUCCCCUUGACCCGUUCCUGGUCUCUCUGCUGUGGACAGUUAAGAAAACCCUGACGGCUUUGUUGCCAUCAGGCGGCCCUACUCUGCGAGCGCCUCUCCAGGCGAAUAAGGCUCUCUUGGCAGGUGAGCUGACUCCGAGUCUCUGGAGGGUUGGAGGGCCUCCCCACCCCCACCUCACGGCCAAGACUGUCUCAACGAGAAGAGCACAUCCCGGCUUCCUCCCCAAUGCACUUGGCAGACAGACUGUGAUGGCCCAGAAUGGGGGAGGGGUGUGGCAGCAUCGGAUGAAGUUUCCACGUGGUGAGAAGUCACUCCCCUCCUUACACCGGAGGCGAGCAGGGGACAGACCCAGGCACACGCUCACGGAGAACAGUCAGAGGCUCCCUCCCUGCUUUCUUUUCCAGGGGUUACUGUGUGGAGUUUUGCAAAGCUGCUGCUUCGUGGCUCAGCAUGAGGCCGGUCCCUCCCCAAGCCUUUCUCAGCUGUAUGCACAAACAUCUGGAAGGUGGCCAGACUCUGGCCCAUGUCUGGACUGGUCCCGUGUGGAUAGCCAUCUGGAAGGGCCGAGGGAUCUGGACGAACAGCUGUGAGGACCUAACAUCUGGGACGGACCAACCCCUUGGACAGAUGCAAGAAAUGAGCCCAGUUCUGUGGACAGGUCUGGAAUAGACGCAUCCGGAACAGUCUCCCAGGCUGAGUGGACACAUCUGGAAGGGGCCCAGCUGCUUGCCGCCGUAGAAGGGCCCUGCCCUUUGUCCCCAUGCCAGUUUGGAUCGAGCUCUCAUUUUUCAGUCGUGGAUUUGCCCUGGAGUUAAGAUUUCAGAGCUGAGGCCAUAUGUGACGUCACAAAACUGUUUUUGGUAGAAGGUUAAUGUUCUGUACCAUAUAUAUAUGAAUGUAAAAAGAUAUAUAUAUAUAUGCUGUAUAUAUAUAUAUGUAUAUAUAUAUGCACAGUGUAUAUAUGACCCGUAGCCCAUGUGUAUACGCACCCCUCCCUGCACGUCUGCACACAGAGUGUACAUAACCCAGCCAGUAUGGGUGGGGACCAGGUGAGGGAUGGGGCGAUAGCAGCCAAGUCUGGAAUGGAGGCCACCUGGGGCAGGGGCCGCAGAGAGCCCCGCGGGGAUGGGGAGCACACAUCAGAGUUCCAAACCCUGAAGAAGAGGACCCUGUGGCUGGGAGGUGAGCCUUGCCCGGGCAGCCUCUGCUGGGGGUGGGGGCAGGGCAGGAGAGACCAACAGGCCUUGUGUCAGUCCGAGCGUGUCUACGGCCUGUGCCUGAGGAGUAAUGCCCUACCGGGACCUGGCUCCUGGGACCUCCGCCUGUCACAGUGGCCGGGCACGUGUCCGGCUCCACCCGGAAUACCCUCAAAGGCUGGAACAUUCUAGGCGGCGAAGGCCUCUGCCUCAGAUUCUCACCCCCACGCAGAGACGCAGUUCACAGCUAGGAAAAAAACGCUUUUCAGAGGGAAUGACCCCAGAGGCACUGUCAGCAUGCCAGUGCAAUGUCCCAGUGCCCUACUUAUGGACCCUGUCCCCAUCCCCUGCCUUCUAGAACAGAAGACCUCAAACCACCCUGCAGUGUGUCUCUGUUUUACAGAUCAAAACUCUGGGGCCUCCCGAUACGGGGAAGCGGCUGUAGUCAUGCCAGCAAGUUUGUCCCACUGCAGACAAUGUCCCCAGACCCAUUUGACCCAGAGACCAGCUGUUAGGGAGUGACCGAGGAGCCAGAGAUGCGAACAGUGCAGUGACACCGGUGAAAGAUGAGAAGCCAGCAAGGCCCUCUGGCCCUAGCACAGCCCACGCCAUCUGUCUGCCUCCUCUCCCUGUCUACACCUCCCCCGGCAGGGCGGUCGGCCGGGAGCACCGCCCCCCCCCCCCCCCCCCCACCAUACCUGCAGACCUCCGGCCCUGCCCCGCCUGGGUCUUCCUGUUCUACAUAAUGCCAGCCUUUUUGUUAGUGGUCCUGCCCUUGCCACCGGUCAGAGCACCUCUGGAGUCUGCAAGGGAGAAGGUACUAGAGUAGACUUCCGUGCGGUCAACAGCCCACCUUUUGCUCGGGUCCCACGCAUCAGGCUGGUGUGCACUAAUCUGCCUCUGGGGCCCCCCCGCCAGAGCACAUCUGAAUCUGGCCCCCCGAGGAGGGGCCUGUCCUGGCUCCAGGGGCCCUCAUGCCACUGUGCUCCAAACCCCCACCCCAUCUCUGCCUGGGCCGACUUCCUGGCUGGGCCUCCCUUGUCGGGGACUUGGGUUCCCCGCCCCAGGGCUGAGCCCCCAGACAGCGCCAUGUGAGACCCCUGGCCUGUCCCACCACCCAGACCAGAGUGCCUGGAUGCCCCCCUCUCCCACUCAACAUGGUUCCCACACACUGGUCUCUGGGCCAUUCAGGGGAUGCCCUUUGUGGACAUGCAGAAUUUCUAUGAAUAUAGUUUUUUGUAAACAUUUUGUAACGAUUUGGGUUUCAUAGUAACUGUGUUACUUGCCAAUCAUUCUAGGCUGAUGUAAAUAACUUUCCAAACAAAUCUGAUUAUUUUCCUUUUUAAGACACUGUGAUAUAUUAAAGUGCACAGUUUGCUGUAUGAAGUAAUAUGGUUUUAAAUUUUAAAUAAAGACAUGUUUCUAGAAAA